Messenger RNA from Nematolebias whitei (Rio pearlfish), 958 nucleotides. It is a transcript of the gene anp32b, whose product is annotated as acidic (leucine-rich) nuclear phosphoprotein 32 family, member B. Gene Ontology annotation, biological process: regulation of apoptotic process. The record is from RefSeq and is a predicted model, not a curated record. Gene Ontology annotation, molecular function: histone binding. The transcript has 7 exons. Lineage: Eukaryota; Metazoa; Chordata; Actinopteri; Cyprinodontiformes; Rivulidae. Bases 167 to 928 code for a protein of 253 amino acids. Gene Ontology annotation, cellular component: nucleus.
AGUCCCGUUUCCCUCCAUGGUUUCCCCUCUCUCCUACUAACUUAGCGUUCGGCUCAUCACACAGCCCCGUGUUCUCUCUCUAUCAGGGCAUCUCUGCCUUUGAAGUGAAGCAAAAAAAUAAUAAUAAUCCAAGAGAGAACAAAGUUUGAACUUUCUCAGCGGGAAGAUGGAAAUGAAGAAGAGGAUCCACUUGGAGCUACGAAACAGGACACCGUCUGAUGUACAGGAACUUGUCCUUGAUAAUUGCCGAUCACUUGAAGGGAAAAUUGAAGGCCUCACCGCUGAGUUCGUCAACCUGGAAUUUCUCAGUUUGAUAAACGUUGGCUUAAUGUCUGUGUCCAAUCUACCUAAACUAGGAAAACUGAAAAAGCUGGAACUGAGUGACAACAGAAUCAGUGGCGGCCUUGAUGCUUUAGCAGAGAAACUCCCAAGCCUCACACAUCUAAACCUGAGUGGCAACAAAUUGAAAGACAUCAGCACAUUGGAACCGUUGAAAAAGCUGGCCAACCUGAAGAGUUUGGAUCUGUUCAACUGUGAAGUAACAAAUCUGAACGACUACAGAGAGAGCGUCUUCAAGCUGCUGCCCCAGCUCACAUACCUGGAUGGUUACGACAUGGAGGACAUGGAAGCCUCCGACUCUGACGGAGAGGUGGAAGAUGGCGUGGACGAGGAAGAUGAAGAGGAGGAAGAUGAAGAUGGAGAGGAAGAAGACUUUGAUGAGGAUGAGGACGACGAGGAAGAUGAAGAGGAAGUAGGCGAGGAGGAUGACGAGGAAGUCAGUGGUGAAGAUGAGGAGGAAGAAUUUGGCCAUGAAGGAGAAGUGGAAGAUGAGGAUGAAGAUGAAGAGGAAGCAGAAACCAAGAAAGGUGAGAAGAGAAAGCGAGACCCAGAAGAUGACGAGGAUGACGACGAUGAAGAUGACGAUUGAAAGCAAAACUUAUGAGCCUGCCGAGUUGCC